Charadrius vociferus (killdeer) is the source of this 231-nucleotide messenger RNA. It is a transcript of the gene LAMTOR5, whose product is annotated as late endosomal/lysosomal adaptor, MAPK and MTOR activator 5. Gene Ontology annotation, molecular function: guanyl-nucleotide exchange factor activity. Gene Ontology annotation, cellular component: Ragulator complex; cytoplasm; lysosome. The record is from RefSeq and is a predicted model, not a curated record. Gene Ontology annotation, biological process: cellular response to amino acid stimulus; positive regulation of TORC1 signaling. The transcript is spliced from 3 exons. Bases 1 to 231 code for a protein of 76 amino acids. NCBI's taxonomy places the organism in Eukaryota, Metazoa, Chordata, Aves, Charadriiformes, Charadriidae.
AUGGGGCGCCUCGACAACAACACUCACCGGCCCCCCCGGUUGCACGCAUCAGGCCGAGGAACCCUCUCGGAUGAGCACGCUGGUGUCAUCUCUGUCCUCGCCCAGCAGGCAGCCAAGCUCACCUCCGACCCAACCGAUACGCCCGUGGUGUGCCUGGAGUCAGACAGCGGGAAUAUCAUGAUCCAGAAGCACGACAGCAUCACUGUAGCGGUGCACAAGCUGGCAUCCUGA